UUAUUGGAUGUUUCAACGGUACACGAUCACUUUAUUACUGUUAGAUAGGUUAUAUUUGUAAACGUAGUUCACGUAAACUCUAACCUAAUGCAUUAACAUAUAAGAAAGGGUGAGGACGGCAGUUCUUUCAAAGAUGGUCGAAUUUAAUUUCAUUUUGAAUAUAUUAUGCCUUCUAUGCGUACUGGUACCUAUAUUUGGACAGGUAACACGACCAGGAGUAUGCCCGAAUGUUCGUACACAACCUGGCUUUGAUCUAAACAGGUAUCUGGGACAGUGGUACGAAAGUGAGAAAUUUUUCUUCAUUCCGGAAGUUGGAUUGAGAUGCAACUCUGCACUAUACACUCUGAACGGAAACGGGGCUGUCGGUGUUUUGAAUGCAGGAAUAGACGCAAGAACCGGAAUAGUACGUUCGGUAACUGGAACAGCUAUAAGUACCAGUGUCAUAGAACCAGGAAGACUAGUUGUUCAGUUUACUCCGUUUACACCGCCAGGACAGUAUUGGGUUUUAGACACUGAUUACGAAAGUUAUUCUGUGGUAUAUUCAUGCAGACAAGAUGGUUUUCAAAAGAUAGAAAGUGCUUUUAUUCUAACAAGAGCAAGGGCCGGUUUACCAGCAGCAACACGAAUUCAAUUGUAUAGUAAGUUAUUGGCAUCAGGUAUCAAUGCAUUUGAUUUAAUACCAACCGACCAGACUAGUUGUCCAGCGCCGUCACCUUUCCUACCGCCACCUCUUGCUAUACCUGGCGUGCAGAUCAUACCACCAGUGCCUGAGAUAUUUGUUUAGUCAUUUGUUAAGUGAAUCCUUGUUAAACAAAGGAGAAAAGUAACUAUAGGCAGAUAGUAUAUUAAAUAAAUCUUCUUUGGUAAAAUAUAUACUAGUAUUAAAUGAAAACAAAUUGCCUCAUUCUCAGAUUAAGUGAUGUGCAAUUGAAAACCGUCUGACAGUGUAAGUCAAAAAUAAUACAGCAUAACCAAUGCCAAGUAUAUUUUUAUCAAUAUUUGCAUACACAUCACAAUUAUGUCAUCACAAUUAUGUAUCUAAACGACAGUAAUGUUAGUUGGUCUGCGGAACAAUUAUAUUUAUAAUCUAAAAAUUCUACAGACUAAUGAUGAAUGACUGGGUAUGCUUUUAGAAGCUGCUCAUGUAUUUGAAAUAGGAUGGUAAAACAUUAUGACACAUGAAAUCUGUUGUUUGUUACAACUGUAAAAUAAAAUUGGGAUUCAUUAA
This is a messenger RNA of Mytilus trossulus (common blue mussel), 1228 nucleotides long. Its product is annotated as apolipoprotein D-like. The transcript has 5 exons. Gene Ontology annotation, molecular function: lipid binding. The record is from RefSeq and is a predicted model, not a curated record. Gene Ontology annotation, biological process: lipid transport; response to reactive oxygen species; brain development. Gene Ontology annotation, cellular component: cytoplasm. Lineage: Eukaryota; Metazoa; Mollusca; Bivalvia; Mytilida; Mytilidae. The coding region runs from base 134 to 784 and encodes 216 amino acids.